This is a messenger RNA of Erigeron canadensis, 711 nucleotides long. Its product is annotated as NADH dehydrogenase [ubiquinone] 1 beta subcomplex subunit 8, mitochondrial. NCBI's taxonomy places the organism in Eukaryota, Viridiplantae, Streptophyta, Magnoliopsida, Asterales, Asteraceae. Bases 136 to 513 code for a protein of 125 amino acids. The record is from RefSeq and is a predicted model, not a curated record. The transcript has 4 exons.
AGCUGAUUUACUCAUUUCAUUGCAAGUAAACAAGUACUGUGAAAGAGAACCGAUCUCAAAACUUUCUCAUUUCAUCAGAAAUCAACUUGAAGCAUCUGAUCCUAAAUUUAAUUUUAUUAUUAAUAAUAAUAAAAGAUGUCCAGAAGAUUAAGCCACGUGGCAUCUCAGAUAAUGGGCGGAAACGGCGUCGUUGGACGUUCCGUCGCAUCCUCUCUCCGUCAACGCUCCGGUAUGGGUUUACCCGUCGGUAAGCAUAUCAUUCCCGAUAAGCCUUUACCUGUGAAUGAUGAGCUGGUAUGGGACAAUGGAACUCCAUUUCCGGAACCGUGCAUCGAUCGAAUUGCCGAUACCGUUGGAAAGUAUGAAGCACUUGGUUGGUUAUGUGGUGGAUUAGGGUUUUUCGCAACGCUUGGAUUGAUGGCUACUUUGAACGACAAAGCUUCUAAGAUACCGUUUACACCAAAAGUUUUUCCAUAUGACAAUCUCCGGGUGGAGCUUGGUGGAGAACCAUAGGACAUCGGAUGCUACCACACCUAUCAUCUGGUACACUGUGCGUGUCUUUAUCUGUCUAUUUGUUUGCAGUUGGUGUUUGGAAUUGGACUAGAAACUAAUAAUGUAUCAUCUUGAAAUUUGAACAAGCAGCUGAGAUUAUUUGUGGUGUAACUCUUUUGUAAUGACAAAGUUGGUUGUUUCUAUGAUCUUUUAUAUGCA